Molecule: messenger RNA, 1164 nt
Organism: Hypomesus transpacificus
Lineage: Eukaryota; Metazoa; Chordata; Actinopteri; Osmeriformes; Osmeridae
Product: histone H3-like
Exons: 1
Coding region: 23-640 (205 amino acids)
Cellular component (GO): nucleosome
Molecular function (GO): protein heterodimerization activity; DNA binding; structural constituent of chromatin
Source: RefSeq, a predicted model, not a curated record
ACUGCGCGGCAGUGCAAGGAGGAUGAGGGCGGGGCCAGAAGGUUUCAAAUGUGGGCGGGAACAGACCUCCGUCCCUGCGUCCAAUUGCCAACGGAGAAGGCGUCGACGGUUUGCCAAUCACUCUGCUCGGGAGAGAAGUCCAAUCAGCAGACGACAAGCCGACGAUAUAUACUUCCUUAUCCUUUCUUCAAAAACUGACUUCAAUCUCGUCAACGACAAGAUAAGCAUCAUGGCCAGAACAAAGCAGACCGCUCGUAAAUCCACCGGUGGAAAAGCCCCGAGGAAGCAGCUCGCCACCAAAGCCGCUCGUAAGAGUGCUCCGGCUACUGGUGGCGUGAAGAAACCUCAUCGUUACAGGCCCGGGACGGUGGCUUUGAGAGAGAUCCGUCGGUACCAGAAGUCUACCGAGCUGCUCAUCCGCAAACUGCCUUUCCAGCGCUUGGUCAGGGAAAUCGCCCAGGACUUCAAGACAGACCUGCGUUUCCAGAGUUCCGCCGUGAUGGCUCUGCAGGAGGCCAGCGAGGCUUACCUGGUCGGUCUGUUCGAGGACACCAAUCUGUGCGCCAUCCAUGCCAAGAGGGUCACCAUCAUGCCCAAGGACAUCCAGCUGGCCCGCCGCAUCCGCGGAGAGCGCGCCUAGAAGUUGUCCGUGAUCAUGUGAUCUCGAAACCCACAAAGGCUCUUUUAAGAGCCACCUCACUGUUCACACGAAAAGACAAAUUCUUCCUAGUCAAACGACUACCGACAUACGUGCUUUAAUGUUGAUUUCUGAAAGCUACAUUUGAGGACUCAUGUGACUGUACCUCCCUUUACUAUGUUUUAUACUUUGGUAUCAUGAAUUUUCUACAUUUCCAACAUAGAUGAAUAUGUGAAGUUACUCUGUGCAAUUAGUUGUUGUUGGCCAGCCUCCUCUCUCUGGCAGACAGCUGGGGGGGCUUCUGUUGAGGGGGACGGAGCACCGGGUAGGGGACGCCAGUGGGGUCUGGACAGGGAACAAACAACGUCAGCUGGAUACUUCAGGUGAUGGUGCUCUUGUUGAUUAUCACCAGCAACAAGUACACAUAAUAAUUUAGAGAACUUAAUAUAAAGCAACCAACUGAAAUAUCAAAUAUUUGUGUAUAUAUACUAUAUAUAUUUAGAGAGAAAGUAAUACAAUGCAGAUAA